Exophiala xenobiotica is the source of this 1071-nucleotide messenger RNA. RefSeq lists its product as uncharacterized. Lineage: Eukaryota; Fungi; Ascomycota; Eurotiomycetes; Chaetothyriales; Herpotrichiellaceae. Bases 73 to 1071 code for a protein of 332 amino acids. The record is from RefSeq and is a predicted model, not a curated record. The transcript has 4 exons.
CGCAUCUCCAAGCUUCCGGCAUCGCUUCCCGUUUUACGGUUUCUCGGCGUCGUCUCAGAAGGGCCAAUUGACAUGGUCAACUCGCUCUCAAAUCUCAUUUCUAGCGACACAGAAUCCGGUCUCGAGAUGCAGUGUCUUCCUCUACCUCACACGAGCGCACAUGUCGAUCUGCAAAUACUGGACGGUGGAAGCUUUACAGCGAAUGAGAGCAAGGUCGUUGAGGGAGCGAAGGACAAGGAGCAUUGCGUUCCUGACUGGGCAUUCUUUGUAAAGGACCAUGAAUCCGGUCGCCAAUUGCUCUGGGACUAUGGGCUCUCCGAAGACAAGGAAGAAUUUACACCAUUUGUCCAACAGAACUUGUUCGGUGAGCUGCGGCCAUGCUCUCCGCCAAAAUCAGUAGCUCAACAGAUCGUCGAACGUAACGCUCUGGCAUUGGACGAACUUGGCACCAUCAUCUUCAGCCAUGCGCACUGGGACCAUUGUCGGCCAUUCUGGAAAGACUUUUCCCGAGCUACGGCCUUCUUUGGUCCUGGGACAUUUGAGCACUGUCAGCCUGGACAUCUGAAAGAUCCGUCUGCUCAGUGGGAUGGUAGGAUCUUCGAUGUUCCUGCAGGACUUGAAAAAUGCCAGGAGCUCCAAGGACCGUGGGUCCCAUUCGGACCAUUCGAGCACGCCAUGGACUUCUUCGGAAAUGGCAGUUUCUGGGUGAUACAGGCUCCGGGACAUAUGCCGGGCAACCUCAUAGCAGCCGCGAGGCUGUCUACGGGUAUCUGGGUCAUCAUGGCCGGGGACUGCUGUCAUGCAAGGCAAAUUUACGAGGGUCUCGGCGAUUUCGCUGUGUUCACUCUGCCAGGUGGGCACAAGGCUUGCUUACAGGCAGACAUACCAGCAGCCAAGGACACGCUAAAGCGGAUCAAAGCAUUUGAAGGUGCAUACGGCGCAAAGGUGUGUCUUGCUCAUGAUGCCACCUGGAUGUUACACGGCUCUACGGAUGAGACGUUGAUUUCCUUUGUAAGCGAAGCCGUCAGGGAGGCAUUCCAGUCGGCUCUAUCGAUAGGGGAAAAGCAAUAG